GUUGGUCGAAGGUCUAGAGAGAGGAGGGAAGAUUGUUAAAGAGAGAUUGAAAAAAAAAAAGGAACAGUCGAAGGUUCUGUCUCAGCCCACGCCAAACCUGAAGAGAAAAGUUGCUUCCAGCAGAACCCAAAGCAGAGAUUCCGCUGCUGAAAAAGAGUUCAUCGAGAAGCCAAGAUUUCCACAUUCUCUUGCAUCAACGUUUCUCAUUUCACGUCACAAGAGGUUGCUGACCCCAUCUGCUGGCCUAAUUCACCUUGGAAGCUGCUUCAGGAUAGUGACAUUUAAUUUUUUUUAUUUACGGCAGUGGUUUUACACCUCAACCGGUUCAGUCUCAAGAAAAGAUAUGGCUUGGUGGGAUAACGUUGCAGAAACUCGCAUUGUCAUUGCACCCGAACCUGGCUCUACAAUUUCAGCUAGAAAUGGGGAAGGAUGUUUCUUGUUUCUCCGUCAUCCGAAGUCAGGAGAUACAACAUCUUAUUUCUUUAUUAAUGGAUCUAUUCAAGAGUUUCACUGGUUCAAGCAAUCGUAUGGGUCUUGGUUCAUAGGUGAUUAUGUUUGUGAAGAUGGGUGCCUGUAUACAGCUACUCCAAUUGAUCCUAUUUUUAUUUUGUUGCCCAUUUUUGAGGAAGCUCGAAUGAAGAAGGCAAAUGAUCAAGGGAAAUUCAGGCCUUUAGAUGAGAUACUCUUUGUUAGUGGUUAUCCUGGAUAUCAGCAUCUAUUGUGUGUGGCAGAGGAUUCCAUGCGAAUAGUUUGUGAAAUAAAAGAAAUUGGAUCCACAAAAUUCUAUAGGCUGGAUGAUUCCAAAGUUUUAGCUUGGUUAUGCCACAAGGUGCACCAACUAAAAUUGACGUUGCCCACACUUGACAAAAACUAUGCUGCUUUGGAUGAGAAGGAUACAUGUACGAUGACAGAAGUGGUCUUAUUGUUAGGAGAGUACUUGAAGGAGCCCUGGUUAAAGCUUUUGUGUGGUCAUCUAAAAUUGGAUUUACAAGAGGCGUCUGGAAAAGUACCAACAUGUGAAAUCCUUCCAACCACACCACAGAACACUUCUGGUUCUUCCUCGCAGGUAAAAAGCGGGAGUGACAAGAAAACUUCAAGCAAUGCAAAACAAGCAAAGAAGAUGAAGAUGGAAACAAAUUCCCAAAACAUUAAAGACAUGUUCCGCAGAGCCACAAGAAGAGGAAGUUGAGCGCAGGGUCUUGCAUUAUGCUACUUGUUGACAUUGGGAAUCUGGAUCUUGCAUCUGGUGGCCAUAGCUUUACUUGGCAACUGAGUUUCAAGUAUCUAUUUGGUGGCAAAGAUUGUAAAUUGGCUCAAGAUUAUUAGGGCUGGGAAAUUUUGUAACACUAGAAGCCGAAGAAUAUGCUAAAUGGCCAUCCUGAUUCCGAAUUCAAACCCCUAUUCCUGCAAACCAAACGGAUCCUGAGUAUUCCUCUCUAUUAUAGUUCAAGGUUGAUAUAGAACCGCUGGACAUAGAGCACAUGGUAGUUGGCUAGGGUGCUUUAUUCCAUUACAGAAAGCAUUGCUCACGUGUACAAGUGACAAAGUGAGGUGAGGAACCUGAUUGAUCAAAAUCAAAUUCUAGUCUAGUUGAGACAAAGGUGGAGGAAUAUGCAAGACUUUGCAAGCAUUGCUGGGUAUAUUUUCUUCUGUGCCGACCCUUCUUGACAUUAGUCAUUAGUUCGAUAUCAGAAAUGUGGACCCAUUUUAGUCCAAUUCUGAGAUGCAAACAAGCUUUGCCUUGUAACUAACUGUAAGCUAAUGCUGAAGUAAGAGAUAAUGGUUAAUUACUCGUUAGCUCAUCAUCA
Nelumbo nucifera (sacred lotus) is the source of this 1808-nucleotide messenger RNA. NCBI's taxonomy places the organism in Eukaryota, Viridiplantae, Streptophyta, Magnoliopsida, Proteales, Nelumbonaceae. The record is from RefSeq and is a predicted model, not a curated record.